AUGAACCCCCCGACGGACACGUUUCCCCGCAACGACUGGCUGGGCAGCGAGCCGCUCUUCGGGCCGCCGUACCGCCCCAUCGUCGACGACCACAUGCACUUCCGUGUCGCCGCCAAGGAGUCGUCUUUCCGCUGGGCCCAGUUUGCUCGCGAGAACAGGCUCGACGAGCUCCCGGGGAGCGAACAGGCGCUCGCCGUCGCCGACAAGGCGCUCCAAUUGCAAGUGGCAAUUCGUGCCCACGGCUUUUCACCGCGGGGCAGCGAGCGUGUUCCCGCGACGUUGGAACGUUGGGCCAAGUUGACUGCAGAGAUUGCAACGUGCUGCAUUGAACUGGCAGGUCUCCAGCACCCCCUCACCGAAGAUGCCGCAGUCGUCCACGACGUCGUCCACGGGGGCCUGCUCCUCACGUUUGUGCCGUACCGCGACGCGAUGUGCCCCACGCCGCCUGUGCGGCUGGCCGCCGCGAGCUGCCUGGCGUUCGUCAACACGGUCGAGCUCGGUCCGCCUCCAGAGCUCGUGCCUUUCGGGCCCACAUUUUCGUGCAUGGACACCGAUCUCGCCUCGAUGGUGCACAAGUGGGUCAGCGAAGAAGAGGCCAUGGUCGCCAUGGCUACUCUCAAGCGGCCCGGCACCACCGCCGUGGCGUCGGCACGCCCCGCAGACAGCUCGUCGUCGGGUAGCGACCCUUCGGGUAGUUUCGAAUCUUCAACAAACUGCUAG
Cutaneotrichosporon cavernicola is the source of this 720-nucleotide messenger RNA. RefSeq lists its product as uncharacterized. Lineage: Eukaryota; Fungi; Basidiomycota; Tremellomycetes; Trichosporonales; Trichosporonaceae. The transcript is spliced from 3 exons. The record is from RefSeq and is a predicted model, not a curated record. Bases 1 to 720 code for a protein of 239 amino acids.